Pseudomassariella vexata is the source of this 1594-nucleotide messenger RNA. RefSeq names its product Alpha/Beta hydrolase protein. The transcript is spliced from 5 exons. The coding region runs from base 274 to 1338 and encodes 354 amino acids. Lineage: Eukaryota; Fungi; Ascomycota; Sordariomycetes; Amphisphaeriales; Pseudomassariaceae. The record is from RefSeq and is a predicted model, not a curated record.
UCCCGGGCUUGAUCUAAGUGCUUUCGUCAAUCUCAAUUCUGUGCGCUGUGCAUAGACCGUAAAGGACCACACGAAUCUAUUACACGGGCAUACCUGCUGCUUCUGCUUGGGUAUGCUUUUUUGUUGAUACUUUGGAGGUUAUUCGUAGGUCUGUAUGAGUUAUUAUGCAAUUGGUGGAUCGAUAAGGCGUCAGAUCCAGUUUCAAACCUAAGCACUUCACCUCGACCUUGGAUUUCCCUCUGACAUCGGUUAAAUUUAACGACACCUACCACUAUGGCGACUGCCAGUGGAACUCCUCAAAAGCGUGAAACAUUUUACGUAGGCGGCAGUUACGUGCAAGACGACAACGGAAAUCAUACCUUCCAAGGCCAGAUGUACGUCGAGCAUCUCCGGCCAAAUGGCGUUAUCAAACCCUUGUCCAUCAUCUUCAUACAUGGAGGAACUCGCACAGGAAAUGAUUGGCUCACUAAACCAGACGGAGACCCGGGCUGGGCCUCUUUUUUCUUGUCCCGCGGGUACGAUUUGUACAUCGUAGACUUGCCCUUCAGGGGUAGAAGCCCAUGGUGCCCGGGUAACGACCAGAUAGUGGCAUAUCCGGCGGAACAGAUACAGAAAAUGUUCACUGCAUGCAAGCAGUACGAAUUAUGGCCGCAAGCAAAGCUACAUACUCAAUGGCCCGGCACUGGCAUGAUGGGCGAUCCACUGUUCGACAAACUCUACGCCUCCACUAUUCAACAAAUCAACAGCCCUUUGAUCCAGGAAACGGCAUCGCAGACAGCAUUUGCAGCUCUUCUUGAUCGUAUCAAUAAGCCGGUGGUCCUUGUGGGACACUCAGCUGGCGGAUCAAUACCCUGGCUCGUUGCGGACAUUCGGCCGCAUUUAGUCAAAAUGAUUGUUGGGCUCGAACCGACUGGACCCCCUUUCUUCAAAGUCACCGUCGUGACCACACUGGGAUCUCCAUAUGGCAUAUGCCACGCUCCCGUAACCUAUGAGCCACCAGUCCAGGAUCCUACCAAGGAUUUGAAGAAGAAGGUGAAGAAAGCCAUAUCUCCAGGAUUGAUUGAUGGUACAUUGCAGGAUGAUUCCUCGUUGCGCAAGUUGAUCAACUUGGUAGAUAUUCCUGUGCUAGUGGUUACAGCACCAGCUUCUUACCAUGCGCAGUACGACUGGAUAACCGUCGAGUACCUGCGUCAAGCUGGAAUCAAGAAGGUAGAGCACUUGAGACUUGAAGAUGAAGGAAUAUUCGGCAAUGGCCACAUGAUGUUCAUGGAAACGAACAGUGACGAUAUAGCUGCCAAGAUAGAGGACUGGAUAGCGAAAACUGCAAAGGGGUUGUAAGAUGGUGCAACUCCGCCGCCGGUAUGAGAUGUCAAACGUGGCAGUAGGUUGGCAUUGCUCAGAUCAAGCUUGAGAGUUUGAGACGUACAGUUCAUCAUCUACGCGAUUUCCUUCUGUAGCUAGACACUAACAGAUAUGUCAUUAUUCCCCUUGUUUCUGUACAUCCUUGGGCCAGUUCUAAAAUCACAUUUCGGUCGGGGGCUGACGGAGUCACUCCUUAGGUAUAGGUCAAAAUAAAGCAGAAAUUUGGCCAGGG